This is a messenger RNA of Myzus persicae (green peach aphid), 1872 nucleotides long. RefSeq lists its product as uncharacterized. The record is from RefSeq and is a predicted model, not a curated record. Lineage: Eukaryota; Metazoa; Arthropoda; Insecta; Hemiptera; Aphididae. The coding region runs from base 904 to 1725 and encodes 273 amino acids. The transcript has 2 exons.
UUAGCAUGUAGAAUGUUAAGAAACAUUCUCAAAAGUUUUAUAUUACAUCAUGUAGUACUUAUACCUUAUGGUAAAUAAUAAAGCGUACUUAUAGUAGUUAUUUAAUAGUCUUAAGUAUAUUUUUCAGUGAAAUAUGUUCAGUAUAAAUGCAUGUAUUGUAUAAUGACUAAAAAAUGUCAAUCAAGUAUAGUAUAAGUAUAGGUAAGUACAAUGAAUUAUAUUAUACUAAUGUAUCACAACAGCACAUUUAAAAAAAAAUCUAUUUUGGUAUAUUUUUUAGGUUGUCAAGGAGUCUACAAUGAUUUGAGUAAAUGACAUAAAUGACACACGUUAUUCGUUUUUUUUUUUUUAAUACGUCUGCGGAAGGAUCGACAUCUUGCGCGAACGAGAUGGACAACAAGACCCAUCAUACAUAAAUACAGUUGGUAUUAAGGUAUACUGUAUACAAUAUUAUGUACCUAACAAUAUGAUUAUUAACAAACGUCUAAAGUUUCUCUCGACGAGAAUCGUGACGUGUUACUUCGGGUUGCCCGGGAACCGGAUCGUAUAUGUGUACAUAUUAUAUAUGACAUAAGGCCGUCCACCUCUGUCCAUAAAACACGCACGCUCCACUUGUAUUUUCUUUUAGACAUUUAAGUAUAAUAUAAACAUAUUAAUAUAUAUUGUUACCUUCUUAAAUGUAUACGAUAUAAUAAUAUAUCGAUCGAUCAUCAUACUGAUAAAUGUUAUACGCAUCGAUUACAAUGUGGAUCGUUUGGACGGUGCAGAUGUCGAGUCGGAAAAUCUUGCCGGACCAACAGUAAUCGCGAAGUUUUGGCACAGUUGUUGUUCACGAACUUAAAGCGUAAUUAUAACCACGUCAAUUAGUAUACUUACCUCGUUACAAUCGAUACCAACGCACUUAUGAACCGACACUGGCCAUUGAUGUUUUUGUUGGGGGUGACGUAUCUGACGGCCGCUGAUGAUCCCUCGUCUACCGAUGAGAACUUAGAUACCAAAAUCAUCUCCUCUCGAGAAGUUUCCCGGACUCAACCACCCUUAAGCGAAUCAUCAACUCUGGCCAGAUUUCCAUUGGAAGACGAAUCUACAUUCCGUGGACAAUCUUCGUCCCAGAGCCCACUUUCAGCCCAGAGCCAACAUACGACACAGUGUGAAUUUACGACUCGGUGCGAACCUACCACUCGACGUGAACCUGCGACUCGAAGCGAACAUUCGACUCGCGCCUCUUGUAGCGACGAAGACGUCAACGAGUCCAACAUAGCCGCUUCCACUACCGUUAACCUCUCAGAAGUUUCAGACGGACUUCGCGAUCAGGUGGUGCGGCUGACUAAUCAGCUGAGCAAAGCAGUCGCAGAGUUGCACACUGCCCAGGAACGCGAACGAAAGAUGGUCGUGUUGGAGAGAGAGAAAUACAGCUACUUAAAAGCUGCUUCGGAGAAGGUGCUGAGCAUCGUGGACAACGUGCAGCACUCCGAGAAAGGAUUUGCAGCCAACUCGUCCCGGGAACGGCAGAUCCAACAACGGCUUGCCCGCGACCACCGGACGCAGCGCCAAUCGCGACGCAAGAUGCAGGCGAUUCGACGACUGUUGGUGGGUGCCGAUGUGGGUCUGGUGCACAUCGAGAGUAGCAGGGUAUUAAAUAAGUGCCGGACGAACCGCAGGAAACCACAGGGCGCUCCGCAUGCAGACAAGUCGCCGUUCCGAAAUCGCCCGUUGGACGGAUAAUCAGAGCAGUGAUAACGUUAUCACUGUACGGACCCGUGUGCGGUGCAUAGCGUGAUAACUCUAAAUUAUAAUAUAUAUAUAUUUAUCUAUGUAUACAGACAGCGAGGAUUCGCUCCCGUUCGUUGCUCUCUGCACUUCCCGCCCUGU